AUGGAUAUGAGAAAUAUAUAUUUACCGGAAGGUGUAAGACUACCUUGUAAAUUAAAAUGGACUGUGGAUAAUAAUUCAAUGGUUAGCUCUAAUCAGAUUAUAGCUUUUAUAAUUGAAGAGAAUGAAGAAGUAAUUGCAGGUGAGGAGAAGAAUCAAGAGGUACAACCUUCUAUUAAGGAAGAACACAUUGAAAAGGAAAACUAUAAUACUAAAAACAAUGUUGAUAAUAAUAUUAUUGAGAAUAAAGAAGGGAAUGACAUAGUACUUAAACAAGAUAAUUACAAUGAUAUAAAUAAUAAUCAAAUAUGUUUAAAUAAUGAACAUAUUGUAAAGGAUAUAAAUUCAACAUGUUCUAAUAAAAAUAUAAAUAAUUUACAUGACUCUAAUAAAACCGAGGAAAGUAAUUCUUUACCACCUAAUAAUAAUAUUAAUCAUAAUGAGAAUAAGAAUAACUGUGUAAAAGAUGAAAAUAUAAAUGAAAAUUCUGAUAAUAGCAAAAGUGUCAUUAAUGAUAAUGUUAUAAAUAGUGAGCUUAAAAAUAAUGAGUUGAAUAAAAAAGAUGAUACAAAUGUAAUUAGUUUGGAUUCAAAAUAUAAUGAAAAGAAAAAUGUAAUAAAUUUUAUUUUAAAUAAUAGAAAAAAUUGUGAAAUAAAAAAUAAUAAUAUUUUUUUAAGAAGUAAUAAUAAUGGGAAAAUAAAUAUUUUAAAAAAUCAUCAAAAUGAAGAAUAUAUAUAUAUUAAUAAUGCAAAUGAAUUAUUAUGUGAAAUUCUUGAUGUCAAAUGUAAUCAUGAAAUUAUAUUCUCAGGGAUUUGUACUAACUGUCUUUUAAAUCAAGAAGAAAUUAAUAAAAGUGAAGAACAAAAAUAUUUUGUUACUCCAAGUUUCUUACCAGGUCAAAAUGAAUUAUAUAUAAAUACUGAUAAAGCAAUUGAUUUAGAAAAAGAAAGAAUGAGAACAAUUAUAGAUAAAAAAAAACUUUGCUUAGUUCUAGAUUUAGAUAAUACACUUUUACAUGCAUCAUUUUCCUUAUUAUCUGUUAAUGUGAAUAAUGAUAUAAUAAAUAUAACUACUGAUAUUAAUGGUAGUUUAGAAAAUGAAAUAAAUUAUAUAGAAGAAUUAAAUACACAAGUAUCUAAUACGAACAAUUCGGAUGAUAUAAAAUCGAACACCAAAAAUAAAAAAGCUUCUCCAAUUGUAUGCAAAUUGAAUAAUGAAAAAAUUUUCUCUAUGAAUAAUAAAAAUAAAAAUGAACAAACGCAAACGCAAAAUUAUAUGGAUAGAAGUGAUAUGCAAAUACAGACAAAGGAAAUGCAAAAUAAACAUAUAAAUGUGAACAAUAAUAAUAAUAUGGACAAUAAUAAUAUUAAUAAUAAUAUUAAUAAUAAUCUUAAUAAUAAUAAUAAUAAUAAUAAUGGUGGUAUGGAAGAUGGUACUCUCAUCAAGGAAGACUUAAUAUAUCCCCACUAUUGUAAAAAUAAAAACUCCAUCGAAAUAUACCCCAAAAUAGAAGAUAUAAAAGCGUCGUAUCAAAAUUAUUGUGAAUUUUUAGAAAAGGUAAAUACCAUAAAUUUAUUAAAACAUAAAGGGAAAUAUAUACACUAUGAAGAUUUUAAUGAUAACCAGAUAAAAAGGAAAAUAGAGAAAUUAGAAUCUAGUGUUCUAAAAACAAAUGUAAAAUAUCAAAAAGGUGAUUAUAUUAUUUACUAUAAACUAAGACCAGGAGUUAUUGAAUUUUUAAGAACAAUGAGUGAAAAAUAUGAAAUAUAUUUAUAUACUAUGGGUACAUUAGAACAUGCAAAAUCAUGUUUAUUUUUAUUAGAUCCUCUUAGGAAAUUUUUUGGAAAUAGAGUAUUUUCUAGAAAGGAUUGUUUAAAUAGUUUGAAACAUUUAAAUAAAAUAUUACCAACAUAUCGUAGUGUAUCUAUAUGUAUAGACGAUAGUGAUUAUAUAUGGAAAGAAAAUAGUUCUUGUAUCAAAGUACAUGGAUAUAAUUAUUUUCCUGAUAUUAACUUUUUUGAAGAUAUUAAAAGAGCUCCAUAUUUCUUAACUAAAUUUUUUACUUUUGCUCAGUCAUAUUUAAAUUUCACAUCAAAUAUAUAUCGUUUUAUAAAUUUUAAAUGUAGUGAACAUGAAGAAUUUUUAAAAUUUCGUAAAAAUAAUAUCAUGUUAUAUAAUAUGAAUAAUCAGGUCCAUUUCUCCAAUAUGAAUACACAUAACAGUAAUAAUUAUGACGUACAAAUAAAGGAAGAUUUAUAUUGUAUUACUGAAAAUAAUCAAGCGCAGAAUAAUGAAUUAUCACAAAAUAUGAAUGGAAAUACAUAUAUUGAACCAUUACAAAUGAGAAAUAAAAAUGAUCAAGAAACAUUAUUAGAUGGGAACAAUUCGAUAAAUAUUAAUAAUGAAAUGGAAGAAAUGAAUGAUAACAAUUUUAUAGACUUGGAUAAAGAAUUUGAAACGGAUAAUGAGAGUGAUCUAAAUUUGGAGGACGACGAGUUAGAUGAUAUAUUUGAUAUAUAUAAUAAUGUUAACAAUAAUAAUAAUAAUAAUAAUAAUAAUAUUAAUAGUUAUAACAAUACAUACCUUUUAGAUACAAGAAAUGAUUUGAUAGAAUUAUAUGAUGAGUCAUAUAAUUAUGACAAACAAAAUAUUUUAGAAGAUAAUAACAGUAAUUAUUUAAAUAAACAAAAUGAUAUAUAUGAUAAUAAAGAUAAAACAUUAAAUAAAGAAAUAAAAUCAUUACAAUCAUUAUCAUAUAAUGAAGAUAAUAUACUUUAUGAUGAAAAUAUCAUUCUUCAAACAGUACAAAAAGGAAUAAUUGAAAAUAAUAAUGUUAAUUUUAUGUAUGAAGAAAAUAAAAUAUCUCUUGAAAAGGAAAAAGAAACAAAUGAAAAUGUAUUAAAAAAUAAUACCAAUUUAUUAGAUGUAAAUAAAUCUAUUAAUAAAAAAAAAAAAAAAAAAAAAUGUAAAAAAAAUAAUGAAAUAAAAAAUGGUGAAAUAAAUACACCAUUCUUACGAAAUGAUACAAAAAAUUAUGUGCAACCACCAAAUUCUUUGUUAAAAUCGGUUCAUAGAAAUAUAUCAUAUGAAGAUGAAAUUAUUUUAAAAUUUAUAUCUGAGGAAAAUUUCAGAAAAUACGAAAAGUAUGUUUUAGAUUUUUUAUGUAAUUAUUUUGAAAAAAACGAAAACGAUACAAUGAAAAGUCAAACGUCUUCUCAAAUGUCUGAAGAGGAAUAUAUAGAGAGUUCAAAAUGUGACAUAACAAAUGAUGAUAUUCCAAGUGAAGAGAAUACAUCUGAUGAAGAUGAUUUUGAAGGAGAAUUUGUAAAUCUAAAAGAUCAAGAGGAUGAAAUACAUAUGUUUUUAGAUGAUGAUUUUGAGGGGGAAUUUGUAAAUUUGAAAGAUGAAAAUGAUGAAGAAUAUACAUAUAUGGAUGAUUAUAUGGAUGGAAAAUAUUCAAAUGUAAAAGAUGAAAAAAAUAAAAAAUGUUAUGAAAAAAAUAAAAAGAAUAAAAAUAAUUAUAAAAAAAAUUCUGAGAAAAAUGAUGAUCCCCGUAAUGAAUUAAAAAAAUAUAAAAUGAAAGUUAAAAAAAAAAUUAUAAAAAAAACUAAUAAAAAUUCAAAUGUGAAAAUAUCUAAAUCUUCAAAACAUAUUAACCAAAUGAAUAAUACUUCAACAAAUAAUAAUGAAAUAAAACAAAACAAUGAAUAUUAUGAAUCUUUCUUUAUUCCAAAAAAUUUAACAGAAUUCAAUUUUAAAGAUAAUGAUAAACAAUUAUAUUAUUUAAUGUCAUUAUUAAAUGAAAUUCAUGAUAUUUUUUACAAAAUGUUAGAACAAUUUAAACGAAAAGAAACAAAUGAACAAAAUAGAGAUGAUCAAAUAUAUAACUAUUUUUUAAGAUAUCCUGUUGUUCGCACUAUAUUGAAUCAAUACCGAAAACAAGUUUUAAAGGGUUUCACGUUCAAUAUAGGCUUAUUAUCAGAUGAUAUUAAACGAAGCGAUUUUAUGGAUAACAUUCUAAAAUUCGGUGGACUUAUUAACAACCAAGAUUACAAUCAUUUAUUAACUGUUAAUGCUUUUAUAGAAAAUGAAAAUAUUAAAAAUGUGCGCACAUCUAAUUUGAUGUGGCUCGAAAGAGCCCUUUAUACUUGGAAAAGUAGCAAUCCAAAGUAUUAUGACAUGAAAACCUGGGAAAAAUUGCAUCGAAAUUUUUGGGAUGUCAUUGAAUAUGAAGAAAAUAAAAAAUAA
Molecule: messenger RNA, 4245 nt
Organism: Plasmodium adleri (nom. inval.)
Lineage: Eukaryota; Apicomplexa; Aconoidasida; Haemosporida; Plasmodiidae
Product: NLI interacting factor-like phosphatase, putative
Exons: 3
Coding region: 1-4245 (1414 amino acids)
Molecular function (GO): RNA polymerase II CTD heptapeptide repeat phosphatase activity
Source: RefSeq, a predicted model, not a curated record